AUGGCGGAGGAAACUGGAGCGAAAAGACUCAAAUCGCCACCCUUGAUUGGCACUCAUAACGGUCACUUCCACGCAGAUGAGGCGCUCGCCGUUUAUCUUCUCCGCUUGCUGCCCGCCUACUCGACAUCUCCCCUUAUUCGUACACGAGACCCGGCUAGAUUAGCUACCUGUCAUACUGUCGUUGACGUUGGAGGGGUGUACGACCCCGCUCUGAAUCGAUAUGAUCACCAUCAACGAACUUUCGACACAACCUUCCCACAGCAUCAGACCAAGCUGUCUUCUGCCGGGUUAGUAUACAUGCAUUUUGGAAAGGCAAUAAUAGCCCAGCAUAUGGGACUCUCCAGCGACCACCAGGACGUGGACACCAUUUACGAAAAGCUCUAUGGAGAUUUUAUUGAAGCGCUCGACGCACAUGACAAUGGAAUAUCUGUCUACUGUCCAAAGGACAUCUCUAAUGCGGGCUUGGAGAAACGGUUCCGAGAUGGUGGUAUUAACCUAGGCUCCUUGAUCAGUGACAUGAACCUCAGCGGACCAGGCGAGAGCCUGGACGAAGACGCUCUAUUUGCUAGGGCUAGCACCUUUAUUGGAGAGACAUUUUCAAGGAAGCUCCACGCAGCGAGCAGCAAAUGGCUGCCUGCCCGUGCUACGGUUACCCAGGCUUAUCGAUCUCGCUUUGAUGUUCACCCUUCGGGGAAGAUAUUGUUGCUGUCAAACUCAGGAAUUCCAUGGAAAGAACAUUUAUACCGCCUGGAAGAAGAGGCUGGAAACGCAACGACAGGAGGCACAGAAAAUAAUGUCAUAUAUGUCAUAUACCCUGAAUCAAGCACUGAGGAUGCCAACUGGCGUGUUCAGUGCGUUCCCGUGAGUGAAAGUAGCUUUGAGUCCAGGAGAGCUCUUCCAGAAGCAUGGCGUGGUGCGCGGGACUCGGAGCUCGAUAGAAUCAUAUCUAAAGAAAUGGAUGCAAAGAAGCGAGACAGGAUACCUGACGGUGCCAUAUUUGUGCAUGCCAGCGGGUUUAUCGGAGGGCACAAGAACAAGACAGGAGCACUCGCAAUGGCCAUUGAAGGCCUUAGUUAG
This is a messenger RNA of Microsporum canis CBS 113480, 1077 nucleotides long. RefSeq names its product MYG1. The transcript has 2 exons. The record is from RefSeq and is a predicted model, not a curated record. Gene Ontology annotation, cellular component: cytoplasm; nucleus. The coding region runs from base 1 to 1077 and encodes 358 amino acids. NCBI's taxonomy places the organism in Eukaryota, Fungi, Ascomycota, Eurotiomycetes, Onygenales, Arthrodermataceae.